Phalaenopsis equestris is the source of this 1159-nucleotide messenger RNA. RefSeq lists its product as uncharacterized. The record is from RefSeq and is a predicted model, not a curated record. NCBI's taxonomy places the organism in Eukaryota, Viridiplantae, Streptophyta, Magnoliopsida, Asparagales, Orchidaceae. Bases 70 to 768 code for a protein of 232 amino acids. Gene Ontology annotation, cellular component: trans-Golgi network; endosome. The transcript has 4 exons.
UAGUUCAGCUUCCCUCUCCAAGCAGAGCUUUUAUGCGAGCAUGCCCUCAGAUUCCUGCAGAUCAUAACGAUGUCAAACCCUAGACGGAUAAGCCUCCAGCUACACAACCACCACUCUGCCAGUCCUCUUUCCAAUAACCCUCAACCGCCCGCAAGGGCCUCUUUCUCUUCAAUCGCCGCAUUCCUGAAGAGGCCCUCUGCCUUCCCCUUCGUCCUCUCGCUCUUCCUACUCCUCACCUGGCUCUGUCUUCGUGUUCAACGUGCUCCUGCUUCCGCUACCUUGCUUUUAAGAGCACAGUUGAUGAGUGGGCUUGAUGCGGACGCUGAUGCCAACCUCGCUCGGUUUAGUGUGCAUUCGCUGAUUUCAAGGGAUCGGCGAGGGUGGCUUUUCAAUCCCAUUAGCGUGGCUCACGACAAGGGAAUCCACGGUGGAGCUCAGAUCUGCAAAUCAAUCCAUGCAGGUGAGAUUCGUCCGGGCUGCUUUAGGGGAAAUCACAGGCAUCACACUUGCAAUGAGACAUUUCUCAUCUGGGGAGCUGAAACAAAGUUUAGGCUGGAGAAUCCACUCAUUGAAGGCAAAGGCUACGCAGAAGUGAGAAUCGGAGCCGAUGAAGUCGCCGUUGCCGCGAGCCCAAGUGGUUCUGCACAUGCCCUUAUCAAUGUUGAUACUGUUAGAACUACCUUUUUUCUGGGUUGUCAGGACACCAUCAUAGAUAAUAACAGCUCAACUACUGAUUAUAAGGUCUGGGGGGAUCUUUUGACAUCAUAGCUUCUUCCUCUUUAAAAUUGGAGUUUAUAUUUUUGUGUUUGGUUAAAAGAAAAACGAAAGUAAAGUAAAACAUGAUUAGCGGUGGCGGCGGCCCUGGAUGAAAGAUAAAUGUUUAAUGGAUGGCGCAAUGGUUGGCGACAACUAACAAUGGCGGACAGCAGCGGCACGGCGGGCUAAGACAUCGUGGCGGCAAGUGCUGGUUGUGGGCUGCCGGCAGUGAGCCGUGGGUGGCAAGCGAGUGCUGCGUGCUGCAGUGUAUUGUGUGCUUAUUGUUAUUCUUAUUAUUGUUUUAUUUCAUUUGUUGGUCGUUAGAGUGUUCUGGUUUUAUGUACAAUUUGACUUUUAACUUCGGGACAUGCAAAUUUCAUUCAAUAUGCUUAUUCUUAGUCCU